This is a messenger RNA of Arabidopsis thaliana (thale cress), 1483 nucleotides long. It is a transcript of the gene PIA1, whose product is annotated as PP2C induced by AVRRPM1. Gene Ontology annotation, molecular function: protein serine/threonine phosphatase activity. The record is from RefSeq and is marked reviewed. The transcript has 6 exons. Bases 188 to 1060 code for a protein of 290 amino acids. NCBI's taxonomy places the organism in Eukaryota, Viridiplantae, Streptophyta, Magnoliopsida, Brassicales, Brassicaceae.
AAAUAUAAAGAAGAAAAGUCGUCGGCGGAGGAAGUCAGUAGCCAAUAAUGAUAAGAAUCACCGGCUGUUCACAUGUGGAUUGAUUACCUCACAUUCAUAUUUAUUACAUAAACUCAUCUCUCUGUUUUUCUUUCUUAGAAUCAUUCAUAUUUCAGACACAAAGGCAGAGAAACAAAUUCUUGUAACAAUGGCAGGCAGAGAGAUUCUCCAUAAGAUGAAGGUUGGAUUAUGCGGAUCUGACACAGGCAGAGGUAAAACCAAGGUGUGGAAGAACAUCGCACACGGUUAUGACUUUGUGAAAGGCAAAGCGGGCCAUCCGAUGGAGGACUAUGUUGUGUCUGAGUUCAAGAAAGUAGACGGCCAUGAUUUGGGUUUGUUUGCUAUCUUUGAUGGUCACUUAGGGCAUGAUGUAGCCAAGUACUUGCAAACCAAUCUCUUUGAUAACAUACUCAAAGAGAAGGAUUUUUGGACUGAUACGAAAAACGCUAUAAGGAAUGCAUACAUAUCAACCGAUGCUGUGAUAUUAGAGCAGUCACUUAAACUUGGCAAAGGUGGAUCAACGGCUGUAACAGGCAUUCUGAUAGAUGGGAAAACGCUAGUGAUUGCUAACGUUGGAGACUCACGUGCAGUGAUGUCAAAGAACGGUGUUGCUUCUCAACUCUCUGUUGAUCAUGAACCAAGCAAGGAACAAAAGGAAAUAGAAAGCCGUGGUGGCUUUGUAUCAAAUAUUCCAGGGGAUGUUCCAAGAGUUGAUGGACAACUAGCGGUUGCUAGGGCGUUUGGAGAUAAGAGCUUAAAGAUACAUCUGAGCUCAGAUCCAGACAUAAGAGACGAGAAUAUCGAUCAUGAGACUGAGUUUAUCCUUUUCGCAAGUGAUGGAGUUUGGAAGGUGAUGUCGAACCAAGAAGCGGUGGAUUUGAUCAAAAGCAUAAAAGAUCCACAAGCGGCAGCCAAGGAGUUGAUAGAAGAAGCAGUCUCUAAGCAAAGCACAGACGACAUUUCUUGUAUAGUUCCGUGCUUCUUGCGACGAGAGGCUCUCUCAGAAAGGUAUUGUAGAUGAUUUGGAUGAUGAAGCUGAUUCUGUUGACAAAGACGUGUCAGUGCCAAUGGUAGAGAAACAGACACAAACUCAAAAUGGAAGUUCAAAAGCAAAAAAAAAGGCGUAAAGAGAAAGAUAUGGUUGUUGAAGCUUAUGUAAAGCAGACUGAAGCUCUUGAGAAGAAGAAUAGAAUAGUGGAACUGAUGUUGGAGCGGGAGCAUGCAUCUAGCGUUAAGAGUGUACUAGAGACGCUUAAUGGAUUGCCUGGAGUUAGGAUGUGGUCUCCAUUUCACAAGACAUCAAUUGACCAUCUUAUAGCUGAUGAAGCGAGUCGGCAGGGUUUUAUAGCGUUUCCUAGGGCUGAACAUAAGAGUAGAUUUUUGGAGUUUAUGACUAGAAGGAACCUUGAUGAUUGUAGUGUUGCUUGAUGAUAUUUCCACUACU